CAAAAUAGCGUAUUUUAAAUGUAAUCGGUGUCGAUAAAAUAUUUUUUAAUUUAAUUAGUCGUAGAAACGGUUUGGAAAAUUUCUUGCCAAUUUUUUUAUGUCGUGCAAAAAUAUUUAAAAAUAUUAAUGGAACAGUCUACUUUCCUUGCUGGGAGAGUUCUCCAGAGGAAAUUAAACGCGCCAAUGUAACAGAGUAUCUUUCACUCAUCCACACUCACUGACUUCCACACGACUGAUCACUGAGUGUGAUUAAUAUUCCGGAUUCGAUCGUGAUUACAAUAUUGGAUCAUCUAUUUUUAGACAUCGGUUGUUUAUGCAGAGAAUAUAAAUGUAAUUAGUUUUGUAAAAUUGAUUAGCAUAAUUCGAGGUGUAAGUCAUUCAUGACAUGAGUCAAUACAUCCACAGUUGUUAAUGAAAAGUUUCUUUUUUGAAAAUUCAUUAGCGCAGUUGUAGAAUCGUCAGGAUAAUUUUUUAUGCAAGUCAACGAAGUAGAGAAUAAUGCGGUUAUUUGCAAAAGUCAUCAACAUCCUCUAUUAGAUUUGCUAAAUCCAAUUUAAGAUAAUUUCCUGAUUCAUUGGGAAGUUAAUAAUGACAGUUCCUCAAUCAGACAAUUUAUCAACACAUCAGAAUUGAUUACUAAAUUCAUUCAUUGUUUCGAUCUCCAGAUUUAAGUGCAUCAGUGCCCGUUCAUAACAUUAUAAAUGAUGGACUGCAUUUGAUUGAAUCGGUGAUAAUUUCUGCACCUGAUAGAAAUGGUUUGAACGAUUUUUAUUAAUAACUCUUUCGAUAGCAAUUUCCCUCAACUUUUGAAUAUUAAACCGAACAAUAAUAACGUAAAAAAAGCUGAGAACCUCAAGGAAAACCCGACGUGUAUUAAUUUUUUUUUUUUUUAAUUUUUGUCCUCCAGAUUUUUUAAAAAUUUUCUUAUGAAAAACUGAACAGAGAAUUUUGCAGUCAAUUUAAUUUGUUUUACAACUGACAUAAAUAACAAUCUUCAAUGAUAGAGUUUAUCCACCAAUGGACCAUUGACUAGCAAAUUAUCUAUUUAGUCUUCUCAAAUUUAAGCUCAUCACCUCCCCCCAAAAAAUUAAAAAGAUGGGCUGCAUCUGAUUACCUCGUUGAUGAUCCCCGGGGGGCCGUAAAAGCGCAAUCAUCCAAAAAGUGAGAUAAUAGCCGGGACAUGAUAAAAGAUCCAGUGAAAAACAUGGGAGAGGGGGAUGGCCGCACGAAAGCCAAGUGGGUGCCGGUUAAAAGGGAGACACACGGGCUUUCAUGAGGAUCCGCGAUCGACGGACAUCAGUCGGACUCGAAACACGAGUGGACGAUUGCCAUCAGAGGAAACCAAGAAUUAUCAAAUAACUUCGUGAUGAUUUCGUGACAUUUACGGUGUGUUUAUCGGGGUGAUUCUCCCUCGUUGACUGGAUUAAGGUGGUGAUACUUUUUUUUUUUCAACCCGGGGAAGGAGAAUUUCACUGUGAUAACGUGGAAACAUGUCCAAGAAACAAUGGAUGGUACUGCUCAUGCUGUUCUUGACCUACCUUCUUCUUGGUGCCUCGAUGUUUUAUCACAUCGAGAGCAGAUUGGAGAUUGAGAAAGUACAGGCGGCCAGGAUGGAACGCAUGGAAAUUAAUGCUCUCCUCCAUGCUCACUAUAUGCCAGAAUCCACAGAAGACCAGCACGAAAUUCUGGACAAGCUGACAGUCUAUUGCGGUAAAUCCGUUUACAAUUACAGUGAUAGCGAGGAGGACCAAUUGAAAUGGGACUUCUACAACAGCUUCUAUUUUGCCUACACUGUCGUCAGUACCAUCGGAUAUGGAAAUCUGGCUCCAACGAAUUCUCUCAGCAGAAUUCUCAUGAUCUUCUAUGGUCUCAUUGGUAUUCCAAUGAACGGUAUUCUCCUCGCACAUCUCGGUGAAUUUUUCUCCAUUGUAUUCAUCCGAGCUCACCAAAAAUACAAAUCCUACAAGCAACAUCACCAAGACGAGUGUAAAAAAAAAUUGACCCCCCUGGAAAAACGAAAAGCUGGUCUGGCUGUGCAAAUUCUCAUGUACCUGGCACCUGGUUUCGUUAUGUUCAUAUUUUUUCCCGCAUUCCUGUUCUCUUAUUACGAAGGAUGGUCGUAUGACGAGGCUGUCUAUUACGCAUUCGUUACACUGACUACCAUUGGAUUCGGGGAUUACGUUGCGGGUCAAGACAACACAAAAGGCAGCGGUGUAUUCUUCAUCAUGUACAAAUCCUUCCUCAUUGCAUGGAUAUCCUUCGGCCUCGGCUACGUUGUCAUGAUAAUGGCCUUCAUAACAAGAGGAAUGAGAAGCAAGAGGAUAGUGCGUCUCGAGCAUAAAUUAGCCAUGAAUCUGAAGCAAACUCAGAAUAAAAUAUGGAGUGAGUUCAACAAGGAGGUCGGCUACCUCAGGCGUGUAUUCAACGAAUUGCAGUUGUCCAAAGUCAAGAGAGUUUACGUGGACGAGUAUGACUAUGAGAUGCCGCCGACGAAGUUGAUGAGGAGUAAUAGUUUUCCGGAUCUACGGACGCUUGUUAUUGGGGGAUUAGCUCCACCGACUCCACCACAUCCAAGAAGAAGGGCUAACAGUGAAGUGGUGCCAUUGGAGCCCCCAGUACCUCGAGUAGUCUCCGAAACCGAUCUCCAACGAAUUGACAAAACAGCGACCUUCGCAACCCACGCAAUGGUCCAACCAGCAGAGCUCCUGGCCCGCCUGGUGAACAUCCUCGGUUACAUUCCACCACCCCCCGAUGAUGAGGAACAGACCCCAGAGUGCGACACACGUUCAGGAGUCGAAUGUUUCACCGACAAAGAAAUCCUCUCCACCGAGCGUAGAUUUGGCCUCGAGCGAUCCCCCUGUGGUAAGCCCCGUUCUCGAGCAACAAGUGAGGUCCGUCUGGACCCCAAGUUCGAGCCCAACGCCAGCAGAAAUCAGGAGUGGACCUGGUCGGGUCCUGCGGCCUCCCGGAAGAUCCAGGAGCUCAUCAGGGCACGACGAAAUGACGCCAAAACAAAGGAAAAAGAACGAGAAAAAGAGAGCAAAUCAAUCUUCCCAGCUCUUCCUAAAUCAGUUCCACUUCCCAAAUGGAUAAAACAAUUGUCAGCUAAAAAAGAUCCUCGACCGAGUAACUCAGUCUCAGCUGGGGAACUCGAUGCAGACGACGAGAGUUACCUCUCCAACAUGAAUCCCCUGCCCUCGUCCUCAACAUACUUCACCCACACGGGGGCGAACCUACCCUCAUCACUAGGAGGCAGUAAUCUCCUGGAGGAGACGUCUCUGGCGGACUUCCUCCGAGCGUUGACGGCCCUUCACACGAGAGUUGGGGCAGUACCAGAGGACUACAUCAAAAAGCCUCAGAGAAAGAUGGGAACUGCUUCGCUGACCCCACCAAAGCUCCCCAGCUUGCUCACCCUCUUCUCUCCCCCUGGGUCGCUUCCUCAAAGCAAUCAGUCGACUGUUACCGCGGACCCUGCAGGGAGGAGGCUCUCGCUGAGGCCUGAGACAUCUGGCAGCUCGACCCCCCUCUACAACCGCCGCAGCUUUGCAGCUCCAGGGGUCAAAGGUAGAACAAGAAGAUUCUCCCUUCGUCCAGUGCCGACACCCCUGGGAACGACCCCUCAGGCGUCUCCAUAUCUGGGGUACUCGAAGCCCUUCCCGAGUCCUUCGCCGCUAUACACCUCAGAUCCUCCCUUCGAGAGUCCAAGAGAGCCGUUGGUGCCGAUGGAGAGUGCACCGGGGUCCUCGUCUCCAGUGGCGGUCUCAGGACACCGCAGGUUCUCCCUGAGACCAGCCCAGUUGGACACUCCCCCAGGCCCUGCAACGCCCCAGGCCUCCAGGGCGAUGCCUAGGUGGCGGGCUGGAAUGCUACAGAGGCAAAUCAAUCAGCUGCAACUCCAGAAGAGGGUCCGAGCGUUCAGUCUGAGCGAUGUCAACACCGAAGGGAUGAAAACUGGGGAGAAGAACAUUGCCAUCAGUCCCCUGGCACUGGAACCCUCUGUUAAGACAAACGCUGGGAAGGGCCUGACCCAGAAGACCGUCACCAUAGUGUCUCCAAGCCGAGAAGACAAGGGGAAGACGAGUGACAGCAAACAGGGGAGACCCAAGUUCCUGAGGGCGAUCUCUGCCUCCAGUAAUCCUUUUACUUCUGCGAUAAUGAAUCCAUUUUUCGAUAGAGACGACAAGGAUCGAAAGAAAAAGGAUUCGGGGACUGGAGAGGAGUCGAAUGAAGGUCGAAAGACAGUAUCCGAGGCUCUGAGGGAAGUCAAGACCGUUACAACGGCUCCAGCAGAGGCUGAGGUUCAAGAUUCCAGGGUUGAAUUAGGGCAGACGGUGUCCAGAGGUCAGGAUGAACUCGAGGUGCCUCAGGAUGAGGCGUGUCCUGAGGAAAGGGGAAGUGAAAAAUUGGGGGCAGCUGACGGGGAUAGUCGGACUGAUAAAACGAGAAAAUUCUCGGUUGUGUCGAUGAGUUCAUGGGGGGAGGGGAAGAAGGGCGACAGAAAGGUGUCUACUGUGUCUGAACACAGCACAGGGGAGUCCUCAUCAAGCAGCAGGAAAACAUCUUCUGGGAGAAGCCCUGGCGAUAAGCCGAGGAUUUCCAUUGACUCUUACAAACCACUUCUGGAGGUCAGAAUUGAUAAACCCAGUGAGAACGUCUUCGAGAGGUAUCAGAGGGCUUCCAUGCAGAGUUCCUCGGAUGGGGAUUCCCUGCAGGAAGUUAAGGUUGUGGCGGCGAAGGGGAGGGAGGAGAGUAAGGUGUCAUUGGGAAGGGAUAAAGGUCCGGCGGAGUCAACUAGUUAAGGGAAGGUGGGAAACGAAAAUUUAGGAAUGACCUGGGGAUAUUUUUAGAGAUGAACUCUUAGGGCUUUUAUGGUGAGUUGAGCCUUCAGGUUUAUCAGUUUAUUACUAAUUUAUACGUAAUUUUUAAAGGAUACUGUGAUAGUACCUGUAAUUUUGAAGUAUUUUAGAGAUUACGUGAACGAAAAAAUUGCAGCUCCAGCUGCUGGAAAAUUUUAUUGACUUUCUAUCAAUCUUUCAAUCUGUUGAGAAAUUUCGCUGCUGUUUUGUGGGUUUCUUCAAUAGUAAUUCGACAAGAUUUUGCAGUCAAUGUGCUAGGUUUUUCUUAGAUUUUUCACGUGUAAUUAAUAGGAGGAGGUGACUGUAAAUUCUAGCCGGGAUCUAGCGACUCCUGAUGUGCUUUUUCAAUCAACAACAGUCAAGAAUGAAAGUAUUUAUGAGAAUGAGUGAAAACGAAUUGAAAUUCGUCAUCUCCUCAAGUUUAAAAAAAAAAUAAACUCAGUCGACACGAGGUAAUAUCUAGCUUUUCAUGUAAAAUUAUUCUAAAUAUCAUUUUCCUUGUAAAUAUUCCUGCUCAUGAUGAUAAUCUAGGAGAUAAAUUGCCCGACGUGACACGUGUGUCGAAAUAACCUAGCAAUAAUAUUUUUGUAAUAAACUUGUGAAUUUAUAAAUUAUUGAAAUGAAUUUGUAAUAGGGUGACUAUUUUUAUCAAUAAAUUAUUUAAAAAUGUAAAAUAAAAA
Messenger RNA from Diachasmimorpha longicaudata, 5536 nucleotides. RefSeq names its product open rectifier potassium channel protein 1 (gene Ork1). The transcript has 7 exons. Gene Ontology annotation, biological process: potassium ion transmembrane transport; stabilization of membrane potential. The coding region runs from base 1491 to 4799 and encodes 1102 amino acids. Gene Ontology annotation, molecular function: outward rectifier potassium channel activity; potassium ion leak channel activity. Lineage: Eukaryota; Metazoa; Arthropoda; Insecta; Hymenoptera; Braconidae. The record is from RefSeq and is a predicted model, not a curated record. Gene Ontology annotation, cellular component: plasma membrane.